Molecule: messenger RNA, 1236 nt
Organism: Diorhabda carinulata
Lineage: Eukaryota; Metazoa; Arthropoda; Insecta; Coleoptera; Chrysomelidae
Product: translocator protein-like
Exons: 3
Coding region: 631-1134 (167 amino acids)
Cellular component (GO): mitochondrial outer membrane
Source: RefSeq, a predicted model, not a curated record
AAUAUACUAGGGCUGCUACUUCAGUUUUGAGAAAUGGCAACACUAUGUAGAAUAACAAUAAACUGUAAAAAUAGAAAAGAUCAAACACUAAUUUGCGACAAUUCUCAAUUUUUAUUAUGUUUUAAAAGUAAUAUAUCAUUGGUAUAACCGCAAAAGUUUUUUGGUUUAUAGCAAUAUUUAUUGUUUAAAAGCAUUUUGUUGGGAAAAUAUGUCUAAAUUUCGAGAGCUUAGAUGAAUUCGAUUUAAGCGCUUCAUGUUAGAGAAUCUCAUCACUACUUUUAUAAUUCACAGCACAAUAAUUUCGUCAGAAUCACACAUCACCAAUGUCAAUGUCAAUCAUACUGUCGAUUUCUUAAAACUGUAUUUUGUGUAUUGUACAAAAUGUUUAAAAAGGAUAUGAAUAAGUAUUUGUGUAAAUGUGAUCAUUUACAAAAAUUGGACUUUACACCAUAGCGGAAAUUCCACUAUUGUUUAUUUAAAUUGUGAAAUUACGUCAUUUAAUAUUGACACAAGUAUAUUGGGUCCAUAGACUACGUUGCUUAUCUCAUGAUUUGCUAUAUUUAUUUAGUUUAGUAGAUAUAAUUCAUACGUGCAAAUAAGUGAAUUCAAACAUACCUACUUUUUUUAAAAAUGAUACAACUAAAUUGGCCUGCCCUUGGAUUUACUAUUUUACCAAACAUUGGCGGUAUCGCCGGCGGUUUUUUUACAAAAAGUAGUAUCAAACCAUGGUUAGAGAAUUUAAAAAGACCAAACUGGAGACCUCCAAACUGGGUGUUUGGUCCUGUUUGGACAACCUUGUAUAGUGGAAUGGGAUACGCUUCAUAUUUGGUAUACAGAGAUGGAGGAGGCUUUAAUGGAGCAGCAAAGCUACCACUAAUAGUUUAUGGAACUAAUCUAGCAGCUAAUUGGGCUUGGGCACCAAUAUUCUUUGGUAAAAAAGACCUACAACUGGCACUUAUUGAAAUGCAACUUAUAAACGGUACUGCUAUUGGUAUGGCAUAUCUUUUCUAUAAAAUUAACGCAACUGCUGGUUACUUAAUUGUACCAUAUUGUCUUUGGAUGGGUAUUGCAACAGCUUUGAAUUAUUGCCUUUGGAGGGAUAACAAACCAACACCUGAACUGAAAGGAAACUAAGUGUUUAAUAAUUUUUGAUUUUCAUUGUUUUUUUAGACACCCUUAAUCCAUUUUACUUUAUAUUCAUUAAUAUACAAUUAUUUUAAUAAAAAGUCUAGUAUA